Molecule: messenger RNA, 951 nt
Organism: Nanorana parkeri
Lineage: Eukaryota; Metazoa; Chordata; Amphibia; Anura; Dicroglossidae
Product: olfactory receptor 11A1-like
Exons: 1
Coding region: 1-951 (316 amino acids)
Biological process (GO): G protein-coupled receptor signaling pathway
Cellular component (GO): membrane
Molecular function (GO): G protein-coupled receptor activity; olfactory receptor activity
Source: RefSeq, a predicted model, not a curated record
AUGGCACUUCAGAAAAAUCAAACAUUUUAUGAUGAAAUCCUGAUUGUUGGAUUUGAGAACCUCGCUGACUUCAGAAUCCCUCUCUUCUUUCUCUUGCUGAUCAUUUACACUUUCACUUGCAUUGAGAACAUCCUGAUAAUAGCCUUAGUAUGUAUAAGCCCUCGUCUCCAUUGCCCCAUGUACAUCCUGAUCGGGAAUUUGCUCUUCUGUGAAUUCCUCUAUACAACAGACCUGGUGCCCCUGAUACUGCAACACAUGUUAUCAGGCACAGGGUCCAUCUCCCAACUUGGAUGUUCUCUCCAGUUUUGUGUAUCUGGACCUGUCACGAUGGUUGAGACAAUGCUGCUCACUCUGAUGUCAUAUGACAGAUAUUUGGCUAUUUGUAAGCCUCUCAGGUAUUCAGUCCUCAUCCACAAUAGACUCUGCUUUUAUUUCGUCAAUGGGUUUUGGUUCAUUUCAUUUCUAUUCCAUGUAGGUAUAUUUUACCUUGCAAUAAAUCUUAAAUUUUGUGGCCCUCCGACCAUCGAUCAUUUUUUCUGUGACUUUGUCCCUUUUAUUUCCCUCGCAUGCUCUGAUACCACACCUAUUCGUACAUUAAGCCUAGUGAUCAGCAUUACAUUAACCAUUUUACCUUUCUUUCUGAUUGUUUCAUCCUACAUAUUCAUUAUAGUCUCAAUCCUCAAGAUACAGACGUCGGAGGGAAGGCAGAAAGCCUUCUCCACCUGCAGCUCCCAUCUCUUAGUAGUGACCAUAUAUUACACUGCACUUAUUUGCUUAUUUGUGGUUCCGAGGAGUAGCCAUUUCCUCAAUGUUUACAAAGGGUUGUCCUUUGCAUACUUUUCAGUGACUCCGAUGGUAAACCCCAUCAUAUAUACUCUAAGGAAUCAGGAAAUUCAUAAAGCUCUGCAGGUGGGGAUGACUAAAAUGAAAGCCGUUGUAUCUCAACAAUAA